UCAAAUCCCGUUUCAGAAAAUCUGACAGCUCAAGCCGUAGCCAAUCAAAAACCGCGCAUACGCUGGGAGAGAUAUCCUGAGAUAUCCCGCCGUUCAUGUCUAUAUUUGAAAUAAAAUGGACGAGGUUAUAAUCGUAGCGGUAGCGAAUCACCCUGUAUUAUUUGAUGUGACCCUGUUCACCUACCGGGAUAGAAACCAGAGGAACCAGGCAUGGAAGGAGGUGGCAGAGACAGUGGGGGAAACUGACGAAGUGUGCAAAAAGCGUUGGAAGUCCCUCAGGGACCGAUACCGCAGGGAGAGGAUCCUGGAGAAGGAAGGGAAAAGUAGCGGGGCAGGGGCUUCCGGGGGAUCUAAGCCCUGGCGUCUCGCGGCAGUAAUGAGCUUUUUAAAGCCCUUCAUGCUGGACCGUGAGACGUCCAGCAAUUUCCCCCGGCAACCCCUGCCUCCACCCACCGGAGCAGAAGAAGAGGAAGACUCUAUGGGUGACAGCCUGGAUGACAGUCUGGAAAGCCAGCCAGAGCAAGGUAGCAGUCAGCCGGCCAGUCAGCCGGCCAGUGUGCCGGCCAGUGUGCCAGACGGGUGGUGUGCCGGCCAGUGUGCCAGCAUUGGGGGAGAAGAAGAGCAGGGGAAGGGAGAUGUCCCCUUUUGA
Molecule: messenger RNA, 649 nt
Organism: Gymnodraco acuticeps
Lineage: Eukaryota; Metazoa; Chordata; Actinopteri; Perciformes; Bathydraconidae
Product: transcription factor Adf-1-like
Exons: 2
Coding region: 116-649 (177 amino acids)
Biological process (GO): regulation of transcription by RNA polymerase II
Cellular component (GO): nucleus; transcription regulator complex
Source: RefSeq, a predicted model, not a curated record